Messenger RNA from Staurois parvus, 414 nucleotides. NCBI's taxonomy places the organism in Eukaryota, Metazoa, Chordata, Amphibia, Anura, Ranidae. The record is from the annotation of a GenBank genome assembly.
CUGAUAGACGGCACUGACUGGCAUCACUGCUGGGCACUGACUGGCAGCACUGACUGGCACAACCGCUGGGCACUGACUGGUGGCACUGACUGGCAGCACUGCUGGGCUGCACUGGUGGGUGGCACUGGUGGGCAGCACUGGUGGGUGGGCACAGGUGGGUGGCACUGCUGGGCACAGGUAGGUGGCACUUCUGGGCACAGGUGUGUGACACUGCAGAGUGGCACAGGUGGGUGCACUGCUGGGCACAGGUGGGGUGAUCUGCUGGGCACAGGUGGGCGGAGCUAGUGGGCGCACUGCUGGGCACAGGUGGGCGGAACUUGCAGGUGGCACUGCUGGGCACCGAUCAUCAGGGCACUGAUCAUCACGUGUCAUUGGACACCGCUGAUCAGGUGGUAAAAGGCCGCUGUGAUUGGC